This is a messenger RNA of Eleginops maclovinus (Patagonian blennie), 2983 nucleotides long. RefSeq lists its product as uncharacterized. Gene Ontology annotation, molecular function: protein binding. Lineage: Eukaryota; Metazoa; Chordata; Actinopteri; Perciformes; Eleginopidae. The transcript has 11 exons. Bases 129 to 1391 code for a protein of 420 amino acids. The record is from RefSeq and is a predicted model, not a curated record.
CAUUGACGAAACUAGAGCAUGCGUACUGCACUCCUUGCUUGCUUUACACGCGUGUAAUAUUCACACUUUGGGAAAGUCUGUGUUUAAGACAGAAAUAGGGAAAAUAUAAGACAUAUUUUUUUACCACUAUGGGAGGACAGGCUAAGGGCAAAAAGAAAAGCAAGCCGAAGAGGAAAGACAUCCACCCAAACAUGGAUGCCACGUUUGUUGGAUUGUCACCUCAGGAAAGAAUGAAACUACGAGCACAUGAAAAAGCCAAGAAGAAGUCAGCUGAGAAGUACUCUGUGCUACAGCUUCUCGAAAAGACAGAGGAAUGCAUGGACAGUUUUGACUUUGAGAUGGCUCGCCUUUUCUGUCAACGAGCCCUGGAUGUGGAGUCCUCAAACCUACAAGCUCUAGAUAUGCAGGGACACAUCUGCUCCGAACUAGGAGACACACAAAAAGCUAAGGAAGCUUUUUUGCGUGCAGUGGAGCUGAGCCCAGAUGUAGGCCACAGUAAGUACAUGUAUCUAGGACAAAUCCACACCGGCCAGGAGUCUGUGGACUUCUACACUAAAGGAAUACAAGUGUUGCUGUCUGUAUUGGACAAACAAGCCCAGACCAAACAGGCUCAGGCUGCAGCUGCUGCCCCAGCAGAUGAGGAGGCUGAGCUCCCCACAGCGAAAGAUGUUUGUGUAGCCUACUGCUCAAUGGCAGAGAUUUAUCUCACCGACCUCUGUAUGGAAGAGGGGGCUGGAGACAAAUGCAAAGAGCUCAUUGAGAGAGCAUUACAGUAUCACCAUGAAAACCCUGAGGCUCUACAGCUCAUGGCAAGUUACCUGUUCAGUACAGAGAGAAACCAGGAAGGCAAAGAGUACCUGUUAAAAAGUGUUGGAUUGUGGCUGCCUGCCCAGAAACAGAGUGCAGCUUCUUCCAGCACAGACGAAGACAUGCAGAAUGAUAUCCCUCCGUACGAGUCUCGCGUCACCACAGCCAAACUGCUCCUUGAAUCUGAGGAAUUUGAGCUGGCAGUAGAUGUAUUGGAGGGUCUCCUGGAUGAGGACGAUGAAGUCGUCCAGGUGUGGUAUCUCUCCGGCUGGGUGUGCUACCUCCAGUUGGAGAAAGCAAAAGAACAGCAGGAAAGAGAGGGAAGAGAAGUGACGGAGGAGGAGACGCAGGAGUGGAAGGCUCUGGAGGAGGCAGCCAGAUCGUACCUGACCAAUGCUAAGAAGCUGUACAAUAAGCUGCGAUGUGAUGACCAGCCGAUGUUGGAGCAUGUGGAGCAGCUGCUCGGUGAUCUGGGAGGAGAGCUUGAGGGAGAGGAGGAAGAUCCUAUUUUGGAUGAAGACUAUGAACCCUGUAGUGAUGAGGAGGAGGAGGACGACACUGCAGAGGCACCCAUGGAACACUGACCACAAACUCCUUAACUUUUAUUCUUUCAUUUCCAUUUUCCCUAUCAUGCUUCCCUCUAGUGAAAUGUUGUAAUGCACUCUCUAAAGUGCCUUUAUUACUGGUUAUCCUUUUACACCAGUUUGUCAGAGAUGGAAUUUGAAGUGAGUUGCACAAAAAAAAGAGUGGCAUUAAAAGCUGCAGUCUACCAAAUCUCUUUCAGUCAGUUGUUUAAUGCUUUUGGUGAAAUAAGCUCAUACUUGACUAAUGCUUCUCUUAAUCUCCUUGACAGAUGUUGAUGAAAGAAAUUAGUUUUAGAGCUUUACUUCUUACCAGCAGCAAAAGCAAAACACCUCAGAAUGCUUUACCUCUCAUACAUACCCACGCAUUGGUUUUUACAAGCAAACACAUAUGAACAAAAAUGCACAAAUCCUGCAGUUUUUGAUAACUUUAUCUUUCUUUAAUACGAUAGCAGCAGUAGUAGCAGUGUUUCUCUCUCAGACUGUAAACAAAUGAAAUAUCUCGACAGGAAGUGGGCUUUAUUAAAAAACUGUGUCUGCCAACAAACAGUUAACGCUGUGUUUAUAUGUAAGGCUUCUAGUAUUCCAAGUUUUUAUGCUAUUCAGUUUAUUCUCCUGCUUUGGGUUUUUUUCCCCCUUUUUGUGCAUUGGAUUCAACAAGGCAAGACACAUAGAGAAUUUGACAUCAACGACUGCAGCAUGUUUCUCUGACUGUUCAAAGUGGCUGGAGGAAGACUUUUUCUUCACAUUGCAGUAUUUAAAUUCUCAGACAGGGUUAUGUAGUGUAACAUCAUCGGUCAGUGUAAUAAAAUGGGACAUCAGUAGACUGUUGCCUUUAUUUUUAUGUUAUAUUUUAAAAUUCAGUGCAGCAAUGUGAAAAGCAAGGCCUGUUCUAGGACAGCUACACAUGAAGCUACUAAUUGUGGACAGAAAGAUUAUAACAUUUUGAAAUAACGGCAAGAAACAUGAACAUUAGCUUUGACGCACCUUGCGAAAUAUAUUGGACAAAAGAGUUGUGUCUUGUCUCAAGCCCCGAUAUAUUGUUGGCUAGUUUUUUUUCUACAUAUAUUGACAUUUCCUCCCCAGAUACCUUUUUACGAGUGAGACUGUGUGACUUGCAUGCUUUAACACACGUAUACCACAGAGUCCAUGCACCAUGCCUGUUAACAAGCUCAACACACCACAGGCACCCACUGCUGCGCAGCCCCUUUGAAGAAUUUCAUAACCGGUAAAUGGGAAUGUUAUCUGAGAUCCUGCUCCUGAUUGCGCCCCGGCAUCAAGCUGAGAGGCCUGUUUGGGAAUACAGGGGUUCAGAUACCACCAUCUGAUAGUGCGUGUUUGUGUUUAAGGAGCGCAAAAUAAAGCUCGGCAGAAACAACAGAUAUGGUGCUGUGUGCGUAUAUAUGCUGCAGAAAUUGAUAGCUUAAUGUGCUAUGAUGUGUUGUUCUGACCUGGCUUUGCUUAGAAAGAUUCUUCUAUUCUUGUGAUGUUUAAUGUAUGAUAAUGCACCAGGAGUACGGGCCUAGAGGACUGACUACCUGGAGCGAUGCUGUCAUCUAGCAUUUGGCUUUUUAAUUAAAAUGUGCUCUAGUGUG